Messenger RNA from Cololabis saira (Pacific saury), 4409 nucleotides. RefSeq names its product metastasis associated 1 family, member 2 (gene mta2). The coding region runs from base 370 to 2361 and encodes 663 amino acids. The transcript has 18 exons. Gene Ontology annotation, biological process: negative regulation of transcription by RNA polymerase II. Gene Ontology annotation, cellular component: NuRD complex; nucleoplasm. Gene Ontology annotation, molecular function: chromatin binding; histone deacetylase binding; transcription corepressor activity. Lineage: Eukaryota; Metazoa; Chordata; Actinopteri; Beloniformes; Belonidae. The record is from RefSeq and is a predicted model, not a curated record.
CCGAGCGGAGGUGAAGAAGAGGAGGAUGAAGCUCGGAGCGGAGGAUGGGAGGAAGAGUGGAGUAAGAGACAGGGCUAGCCGAGUGGAAAUGACUGACUGAGAGAGGGGGGAAGAGGAGAAGAAGAAGGUCAUCCAAGGGGCGAACACAGAGAGAGACCUGUAUUUUUAUGCACAAACCCCCCGGAGCAUUUACUAGGGAAAAGUUUCAACUUUUUUGCCCGGGUUUGUUGUGCCCGGAGCCGGAGCCGGCUUUGUGUCGAGGCGGGGGGGGGGGAUCACGUACAAUAAGGAAUAAACUAGAUCCCCUUCGAUGUUUUUAUUCCGAGGGAGAUAUACGGUGGAAUUAACUGCUCUAAAGGUUACAAGAGGAUGGCGGCCAACAUGUACCGAGUGGGAGACUACGUGUACUUUGAGAACUCCUCCAGCAACCCUUACCUGAUCCGGAGAAUAGAAGAGCUCAACAAGACAGCCAACGGAAAUGUAGAAGCAAAAGUGGUGUGUCUGUUCAGGAGGAGAGACAUAUCAGGGAACCUCAACACCCUGGCUGACAGCAAUGCACGAGAAUUUGAAGAAGAGUCAAAGCAGCCGUCGCUGACGGAACAACAGAAACACCAGCUGAAACACAGGGAACUUUUUCUGUCUCGACAGUUUGAAUCCCUACCUGCUACUCAUAUACGGGGGAAGUGCAACGUCACCCUACUCAAUGAAACCGAUGUCUUGGCUGGUUACCUGGAAAAAGAAGACUGUUUCUUCUACUCGUUAGUGUUUGACCCGGUCCAGAAGACGCUGCUGGCAGACCAGGGGGAGAUCCGUGUGGGCUCUAAAUACCAAGCUGAGAUUCCUGAUAAGCUGGCUGAAGUUGAAUUGGAUACUCGUGUCCAGGAGAAGCUAGAGACGAAGGUGUGGGACCCCAACAACCAGCUCAAAGACCCACAGAUCGACCAGUUCCUGGUGGUUGCAAGAGCUGUGGGUACGUUUGCUCGGGCGUUGGACUGCAGCAGCUCCAUCCGCCAGCCCAGCCUGCACAUGAGUGCUGCUGCCGCGUCCAGAGACAUCACACUGUUCCAUGCCAUGGACACGUUGCAGAAGAACAGCUACGACCUGGCCAAAGCCAUGUCCACUCUGGUCCCCCAGGGGGGGCCGGUGCUGUGCCGGGAUGAGAUGGAGGAGUGGAGCGCCUCCGAGGCCAUGCUGUUUGAAGAAGCUCUGGAGAAAUACGGAAAAGACUUCAACGACAUCCGCCAGGACUUUCUGCCUUGGAAGUCUCUAGCCAGUGUGGUCCAGUUUUACUACAUGUGGAAAACUACAGACCGCUACAUUCAGCAGAAACGACUAAAGGCAGCAGAGGCGGACAGUAAACUCAAACAGGUGUACAUCCCAACCUAUACCAAACCCAACCCCAACCAGAUCAUGGUGCCGGGCAGCAAACCUGGCGUAAACGGAGCUGCAGGCUUUCAGAAAGGGCUCAGCUGUGAGAGCUGCCACACGGCCCAGUCUCCUCAGUGGUACGCCUGGGGUCCUCCAAACAUGCAGUGCAGACUGUGCGCUUCCUGCUGGAUCUACUGGAAGAAAUACGGAGGUCUGAAGACGCCCACGCAACUAGAAGGAGCUGCUCGAGCCGGCUCUGAGGCAGGCCCUCGUGCUCACAUGACCCGCCAGGAAGUCCAGGGACUGUCACCGUUCACCCGCAACGAGGGGCGAGCCAAGCUGCUGGCCAAGAACCGCCAGACGUUCAUCCUGCAGACCACCAAGCUCACCCGCAUCGCCCGGCGGGUGUGCGAGGACAUCCUGCAACCACGCCGCGCUGCACGCAGACCUUAUGCAUCUAUCAAUUCCAAUGCUGUCAAAGCUGAGUGUAUGAUCAGGCUUCCCAAAGCCACAAAAUCCCAUGUAAAGACUAAGGUGAUUCCUCGACAGUCGCUGGCUACCAUUGUGAAGGAUCUGGCCAUCUCUGCUCCUCUGAAACUCAAGGCGUCCCGGGGACCGCCCACCCCCAUCAACAGGAACCAGGCCAGCCAGCCCCGCGUGGGGCAAAGCCUGCUGGGAAAGAGAGGCUUUGACAGCGCUACAGGAGUUCCCUACCCGGCCAACGGAAGACCGUACACCUCAGGCAUGAGGACCACGUCCCAGUCCGUCAUCAAGCGGCAGAAGGUCAGCCAGGGAGAAGCUCCCAACCCCGUGGUGUUUGUGGCCACCAAGGACACCAGGGCUCUGAGGAAACACCUCACCCAGUCGGAGAUGCGCAGGGCGGCGAGGAAACCUCACCUCCUGGUCCGGAUCAAGCUGCCCCCGCCCCCCCGCGCCCUGGCCCUCCCCCUGCUCCCCUCCAGCACCAGCGAGCCCAUCGUCCUGGAGGACUGAACUGGGAGAGGUUUGAACUGGAGGAGCUGGGAGGAGCUGGUAGGGUCUGUGUCAGGCCACGACUAUAGGCAGCACAGGAUGCCAUACAGUACUCUUAAUUUCCCUGUUUUUAGUCUCAUGUUUUAGUCCUUGUUUUCUUACAAAAGUUGUCUAACACACACAUAAACACACACACACACACACAUUCAAGCACUCUGAUGAUAGUAACGUAUUCAUCUUAUUUAACAAAGCAGAUGCAACACUCUGUCAUACAUGCAACACACUUGGGUUUGUAGCAUCGUAUUGCAGAUCCUGAAUGACUUAACUACCCUUUUUAAUGCCACCCGUUUUAAAAAUCUGUCAUUUUGAUGCUGGUAUUUCUCAUCCUGAAACAACGGUGACAAAGCACACUUUUUUCCUCCAUGUCUAUCUCUAUCUGUGCAAAUCUUUGGCAUAAGUGAAGGGGGGGGAGACGUUAUUAGUUCACCCUGAUCUGAAGACUUUACUGUACACUCCUCGAUUCCAUUCCAGCAGUGCUAGAAUCUGCCAGUGCUAGUGGAACCAGAACCAGUACCGAGACUGUGAACAAGGUGAUCGCACAAAGUUGAGGAGAUGUUGGCAGAGCUGCCUUCAUUCGAUUCGAAUGCACUAUGUAUUCCAUCCACCAGAGUUUAGUUUGAUUUGAGACUCAUUUCACGCACCAUUUGGCCUAAAUCCACCAAUUUUAGAGGCUCGUCUGGUCCUCGUUAUGUCCAAACCUUGAUAGAACAGCAAAAACUUGACUGUGCAGGGGCCGGAGAUACAAGUUCAGGGUUUAGUGACCGUUACUCAGUUCCUGCAGCUGGAUUAUUCAUGCAAAAGCCUAAACUGAAGUAAAGUGAGUAAUGUUUUAAUGGCGACAAGGCCUAUAAGAGAAAAAAAUGUUAAUUAAGUCUUAUCAAAUGUUCACAUUUACCCCAACAUGGAAAACCUUUUUUUUUUUUUUUUUUUUUCAAUAAGUAAUUUGUGUCUUAUUUUCAGAUACCAGUCUUUUGACUGUAAGGAUUAUGUUUUAAGCAAAUCAGUUUCCAUACAUUCAUCCACAAAACAGUGUCAGAAAAUACAUGAAAAUAAAUGAAAACUGUUGCAGUCAAGCUACAAAUAGAUGUAUUUUCUGCUGUAUCUUGACUGCCGUGAAGGCUGUUAAAGUUUAGCAGAUGAUUCUUCACCUCGACCACAUCCUGCAGUGUUAAACACGGGGGCCGGAGACGAAGGACAAGGCGCUCGUGUUUUUUGAGGAUCGUGGUCAUUUUUGCUGUUUGCCAUCGUGAGAAUAAAUGAGCCUUCUAGGUACUAAUGCUCUAAAAAAGGUUGACAACCUUUAUGAUGUUUAUCCGACAGUAAUUUUACUAUAAAGCCACUCCAUUUUAGAAAAAUUACAAAUGAUCUGAAUGAAUCUGGAAGUUUUUACCGGUCAGUAAUAAGAAAUAAAGUGGCCGAAUCAAAGAAUUUGGGUCUUUUUUUUUUUUUUUUUUUUUUUUUUUUUUUUUUUUCUUCAAGCUUAUACAGUUUUUUGUGCAAAGUGUCAGGCCAAUGUUUAUGUUCUGAUUUGAUGACAAUGUCAAGGAAAUAUUUUGCUAACUGAGUCCCCCUUUUUAUACCAUUAUAAACGGUGAGUACUAAAAUGUACCUUGUCAAUUUGAUGAAUAAAAUUCCUGUGAAUACCAACAGCAAUGAGGCAUUACGCUGAUUCUAUAAAUACAUUUGGUCCCAAUACGGUGUGGGCUUUUUUUUUAAGGAUUUUUUUUUUUUUUUUUUUUUUUUGAAGAUUUGACAAUUGGAACUUGGCAGAUAGAUUUUUUUUGUUUAGUUUUUUAAUUCUGCUCCGUAAUCGUGGAGAUGGCUCUAACUACUUCAUCAGGUGGGUGGGCUGGUCACUUCAAACAGGGGGGUGCAUUUCAAAAAGGACAGGGUGCUGAUUUUUGUAAGAUGGAAAUGCUUAACAUGCUACAAUUGAAGCUUUUCUCAAGUGUUUUUUAUUGUCUGUAUCCUUAAAUGUAUCUUGCUAAGAAAAAUAAAGAUUUUGUUCA